AUAUUGAUUUGUCAUUAGUGAAAUCAAUCAUUGAAGUCAUUCAAGCCAAAAAAGAUACAACUCCAGUUCAAAUAUUCGACACAGUGAAAAAUAUUUGUUUAAAUGAAAUCUAUCCAUUUUGGAUUGAAUAUAUGAAAUCUGAUGCUUUUCAAUUUGUUUAUGCUUCACAUAAAAGCAAAAAUGAAGAUUAUAUGAUGCCUAAAUCAUCGAAUGAUUUUGAUGUACUGUUAGAUGAGAAUUCUAACUUGAUAGUACAACGUAAACCAAUAGAAAUGUAA
Molecule: messenger RNA, 278 nt
Organism: Schistosoma curassoni
Lineage: Eukaryota; Metazoa; Platyhelminthes; Trematoda; Strigeidida; Schistosomatidae
Source: the annotation of a GenBank genome assembly